Messenger RNA from Staurois parvus, 541 nucleotides. The record is from the annotation of a GenBank genome assembly. Lineage: Eukaryota; Metazoa; Chordata; Amphibia; Anura; Ranidae.
UCUGUGUCCCUUGGACACAGCGGAUCACCGAUGAACGGAAAGAGCCGAAGAUGUCGGCUCGGUCAUGCGAUCAGCUGUGUCCAAUCACAGCCGAUCACAUGUAAAUAGGGAAAUGCCGGUAAUCGGCAUUCCUCGGAGGGGACAUCUACACUGAUCAUCAGGGCACUGAUGAUCAAUGUGCCCUGAUGAUUGGUGUAGCCCCAGCAGUGCCACCUGUCAGUGUCCAUCAAUGCCAGCUGUCAUUGCCCAUCAAUGCCACCUGCCAGUGCCCAUCAGUGCCUCAUCAAUCCCACAUAUCAGUGCCUACCAGUGCACAUCAAUGCCACAUAUCAGUGCCCAUCUGAGCUGCCUUUCAGUGUCACCUAUCAGUGCCAGUCAGUGCCACAUAUCAGUGCUGCCAGUCAGUGCCACCUAUCAGUGCCAUGCCUCAUCAGUGCCACCUAUCAGUGCCCAUCAGUGCAGCCUAUCAGUGCCCAUCACUGCAGCCUCAUUAGCACACAUCAGUGAAGGAGAAAAAUCACUUAUUUACAAAAUUUUAUAA